AUGUCGACCACAGAUAUCACGUCGCCGUCUCAGCUGAGCUCGCUGCUCUCUUCCUCGCGCAUCGUGGUGCUCAACUUCUACAAUGAAGCGAACACGUCAAGCAAGGCGAUUGCCCCCCUCUACGACCAGCUAGCAGGCCAGCUCUCGAGAGCCAACAGAGUCUCGUUUGCCAAGGUCAGCGUGGUGCAACAGGCACAGAUUGCGCAGAGCUACAACAUCACCAACACCCCAACGUUCAUCGUCUUCAAAAACAACCAACAGAUACGCAAGUUUGGCGGCUCGAAUCCCCAGCAACUCUCCGAGGCCAUCAAGAGCCUUGCCGCAGAGGCCGAGUCUGACGGCGGCUCUGGAGGCUUUGGGGAAGGAAGCUCGAGUGGCGGUGGCGCAUGGCGAGGGGCUGGACUUCCUCGAGGAUACACCGAUGUUACGGAUCAAGUGGAUGUACGCGGUCUGGACCUGUUAAAUGCGGAUAGCGAUUUCGGCGGUGUACGCACUCUCUUCGAAACGUCGCAACCUAGCUCGUUGAGCAAGGGCAAGCGGGCCGCCUCGGGAUCCGACUCAAGCAAAGACUGGGUAGAGAGCGAUGUCGACAACCAACUCAUGCUCUACAUACCCUUCACCUCAUCACUAAAGGUUCACACGAUCCAGAUCACUUCGUGCCCGCCAAACGACGAAAGCGAUGACGACGACGAGACUCCAGUUCGGCCCAAGACAAUUCACUUGUGGACGAAUCGCCAGCAUAAUCUGGGUUUUGAAGAGGCCGAAGACAUCCCGGCUACACAGACUAUCGAACUGAACGAGUCAGACUGGGACGAGCAGACGGGCACCGCCAAGCUGGAGCUGCGGUUCGUCAAGUUCCAGAACGUCUAUUCGCUCGUGCUGUUUGUAGCGGAUGGAGAUGGCGACAGCGAGAAGACGCGCAUCGACAGAGUCCGGUUCAUAGGUGAGAGCGGCGAGAAGAGGGAAAUUGGCAAGUUGGAGAAGAUAGGCGACGACUCAUGAGGAGAUAUGGACGAAAUAGGUGUCCAGUAAUAUCACCAUGCGAUGAAGAGUGUUUAUUCAUGAGUACAUGCAGCGACAUCAAUGAAUUAGAUAUAUCAAAUCGUCGAUGCAGCAACACACAUUGCUCACAGCUGCGCUUGAGAUGUUCACAUGAAUGACAUGAGCACCGUAUAUGCC
Dothidotthia symphoricarpi CBS 119687 is the source of this 1179-nucleotide messenger RNA. Its product is annotated as DUF1000-domain-containing protein. The transcript has 3 exons. Lineage: Eukaryota; Fungi; Ascomycota; Dothideomycetes; Pleosporales; Dothidotthiaceae. Bases 1 to 1002 code for a protein of 333 amino acids. The record is from RefSeq and is a predicted model, not a curated record.